CCGCCGCCCGGCGCCGCGGUUGUUCAAGAUGGAGGGCGCCCUGCGGGCGCCGCUGCGCGUCCGGCUGCUGCUGUUGGUGGCGCUGCCAGCCGCGGGGUGGCUGACCAGCCGCGCGCCCGGGCCGCCGUCCCCAGCUCGGCAGGAUGGCGUCAGAAUCAAUGUAACUACCCUGAGAGACAACGGGGAGGUGUCGAAAGAACAGGUGGUUCUUAACAUAACCUAUGAGAGUGGACAGGUAUAUGUAAAUGACUUACCUGUAAAUAGUGGUGUAACCCGAAUAAGCUGUCAGACUUUGAUAGUGAAGAGCGAAAAUCUGGAAAAUCUGGAGGAGAACGAAUAUUUUGGGAUUGUCACUAUAAGGAUCUUAGUUCAUGAGUGGCCCAUGACAUCUGGUUCCCGUGCACGGCUAAUUGUUAUUCAAGAAGAGGCGGUAGAGAUUGAUGGGCGACAGGCUCAACAAAAGGAUGUGAUUGAAAUUGACAUUUUAGUUAAGAACCAGAGAGUACUCAGACAUUCAAAAUUUUCCCUUCCUUUGGAAGAAAGCAUGCUUUAUUCUCUUUCCCAAAACAGUGACAUUUUAUUUACUCUUCCCAACUUUUCUAAAAAAGUAGGAAGCGUUCCUUCAUUGCAGACCACCAGCCACUACCUCAUCGGGAGUGUAGAAACCACCGUGGAGGGAAAUGCGUUACCUGGCAAACUGCCUGAGACUCCUCUCAGAGCCGAGCCCCCAUCUUCAUACAAGGUAAUGUGCCAGUGGAUGGAGAAUCUCAGGAAAGCACUCUGUCGGUUCUGGGGCACUGUGUUCCCCGUGUUCUUCAUGUUCCUCAACGUCAUGGUAGUUGGAGUUUUGGGUGCAGCAGGAGUCCUAGCCGUGUUAAAGGUGCUUUUCCCAGUUUCUGAGAACAAAGGAAUUCUGCACGUGGAUAAAAUGAAUGCCAUGCCUGUGGUACCUAUCAUCUUAUACCCAGAUGGUUCUGACAAAACAGAAGAAAAACUUAAAGAUAAAACGUGUAUUUAAAACACCAUCUCCAAUCAUGGACUCUGAAUUAGUCUAUUGUCUGCAGACUUGCCAUUUGAAUACUGCUUUAUUUAAAUCAUUAAUCAGUUUGUAUGUAGAAAUUGCAAAAUUCCCAAGACUGUCUGAAAAUUGACCUUCACUGUGCCAAGUUAGAGUUCACCUCGUCCCACACAUGGACUGUCUGUUCAAGAGAUGAAUUAUUAAGGAGAAAGUGGAAAAGAUAUGACUUCAAAACAACCAGAAUGAUAAAGGGUAAAACAGCACCACGUGCUAGUAGCUUCCAGGUGUCUUUGCUGCAGAAACUGUCUGUUGAUUACUAUUGUAAGGGGUUAUAAGAAGCACUUUAUGAAAUUAUAAUUUAAAAAUGGAAGAAUUUAACACUUUUUUUUUUUUAACUCAGUACAAUGUGCCUUUGUGUCACACACAGGACUUGGCAUGAAAUCACUCAAGUGUAUCAUGUCUGUGUUUGUGCCAAAACUGCUUACCUUGACUGCACCAGGGUUUCAAGUAGCAGUGACACACAUUCUCACUCUACAAUAAACUUUUUUAAAAGA
Molecule: messenger RNA, 1572 nt
Organism: Phodopus roborovskii (desert hamster)
Lineage: Eukaryota; Metazoa; Chordata; Mammalia; Rodentia; Cricetidae
Gene: Ginm1
Product: glycosylated integral membrane protein 1
Exons: 8
Coding region: 29-1018 (329 amino acids)
Source: RefSeq, a predicted model, not a curated record